Topomyia yanbarensis is the source of this 9316-nucleotide messenger RNA. It is a transcript of the gene Nipped-B, whose product is annotated as nipped-B protein. The record is from RefSeq and is a predicted model, not a curated record. Bases 1024 to 8055 code for a protein of 2343 amino acids. Gene Ontology annotation, cellular component: Scc2-Scc4 cohesin loading complex. The transcript has 18 exons. Gene Ontology annotation, molecular function: chromatin binding. NCBI's taxonomy places the organism in Eukaryota, Metazoa, Arthropoda, Insecta, Diptera, Culicidae. Gene Ontology annotation, biological process: establishment of protein localization to chromatin; regulation of gene expression; replication-born double-strand break repair via sister chromatid exchange.
AGCAUUCGACUUGUUCGUCGUCGUCGUCGCGAGUGAAACUCUCUCAGUAGACGGAGUGCAUCCCCGAAAAUUGCUAAUUUAUCCGCUGAAAAUUGGUGAAAAUGGCCCUUAACUAACCGCAUCGGUCAGUGAUUACAGUGGACUAGUGAAAUCGUGUACAGCAGUGAUGGUCCGGCCGUGGGAUCAGGCCGGAAUUUACGACGAAAGAAUUUGAUAAUUUUCCGUCGUAGCCGUCGGGAUUGGUUCACAGGCAACCUCUUUUUCUCCUUUCGUUUCUUUUCUUUUUUGCUGUUCGUCGCGUCGCGCCGCGCUCCACUUUCGCAUCGACCGUCGCAUACGGAACGGCCAGAAAGAAGGGAGCAGGUUUGUGUGAAGAAAAAUUUUUGUUGAAAAAGGGAGAAAAAUGCGUGAAAUGAAUACUGGUGGUGUUUAUGUGUCAAAUCUGUCGCCUUUCCAGCGCGAUUCUGGACGCUACAGAAAUUCCAAACUGCCGAGCAGAGUUCUGGCAUUCUAGGGAAAGUGUACUCGACGAAAAAAAAGAAACUACAAGAGUGUAGAAUUAAUUCGCAAUUAAUGGAAGAAAAAUCAUUUAUCUACUAAAGUGGUUGAAGUGUCAAUUACUUAAAACGCUGCUGAUGGAGGAUCGUAAAAAAAUACUGACCCAGCAAUGUUUCAGCUGAAAAGCAUAAUGAUUUUCCAUACAACGGGAAUUUUGACAGUGAUGCCAGUGAUAGUGAGAAUUGUGUAGUGCGGUUCGUUGCACUUGUUGAUACACUAAUCGGUUCGCUUCUUGUAAUUUCUUGUCAGGCUGGCUUUAUUGAGAAGAUGCGCGACUAUCCAUUGGGCCAACAUUAGAAACAGCAAGCAAGUUGAGCGCAGUAAGAUAAAUCAUUGAGCCCAACGCUAGCAAAUAUAAAACACUGAUACAGUGUUUUUCACUUGCUCUCCGAAGCUCUAAUAUACCACCGCCAAUACUAAGCAUACGACCAUACUACCUGGUUCGAAAUCUUCGCUUUUAUAACAAUGGGAGAUCGCGAUAUACCGAGCGUUCCAAUUACCACCUUGGCUGGUCUGACAAGUCUAUCGGACCUGCUCAGCGAGCUCCCGAUAUCUGACUCUCUUGCAACGGGAUCCACCUCGCUGAAUCGUUCGCUGUUAUUUCAUCCCCGAGUGGCCGAGGAAGCCAACAACCUGCUAGCCACGCGGGACGACAGUCUCAUCGGGCAGCUAGUGACUGCGAUCGAACAGACCAAUUCGGACCACAUCGAGCUCAAGGAUCAGUAUGCUCAGCAAUCGCCCAGCAAACACUUGCAAGAGGGUCCGUUACUGUUACAAUCUAUCCAUUCCUGCCGACCGGAUGUGUUCAGCAUGCCGCAAACACACCAGCAGCAGAUCCUGGCGCAGCAACAGAAAAUGAUAUCUACAUCACAAGCCCAACUUUUUAAUUUUGAAAGCGAAAACUAUUCCUUCAUCCAAUCACACCAUCAGCCGUUGCAGCAACAGCAGCAGCAGCAGUUUUACACAAAUCAGUUUCUGCAGACGCAUUCACCGCAGCAUCAGCAGCAAAUUUUAUUCAGUCAGCCCCCAAUUACCAUUCACCAUCCCAAUCACCCUCCAGUGGUAGUACAGCAGCAGCCACAACCACAACAAACGACGGUUCAGCUAGGGCACCUGAGCCAACCUGCUCCCACCAAUCUUUCCUUCCAAGAUCAACAACAACCUCUGCAGCCACAACAACAACAACAACCAUCUCCCCAAAAAGUCAUCAUUCGGCAGCAAGUUAUUAACCUUCAAAAUAUUCCUUACUCCAACCCUUCAGAAAAUCACCAACUCCAACAACAGCAGCAACUCUUCCAACAGCAGCAGCAACAGUUACAUCAGCAACAGCAGCAACACAAUCAAAAUGUUAUUGUGACACAUCAGUCGGUUAUUCAAAACCAACAGACCCAUGUUCAACUUCCACAACAACAUCAACAACAACAGCAGCAACGAACGGUUGAUCCACAUCGAACGGUGAUUCAGCAGCCCCAGCAAACAGUACUGGCUGCUGGUACUUCCUCGAAUGCGCUUCCAGGAUCAGCACCUGCGAGGCAAGUGAUCACACAACAGCAACAAUUACCGAAUCAUGUUCCCCAGCAGCAGCACCUGCAGCAGCCUCCGUUGCAACAGAUCGCACACCAACAGCAAGCAGUACCAGUGCCGCCGCAUCAAUAUGUGAUAAACAAAAACAGUGCCUCCCCGAAUCAGCACCACCACCCACAGCAACAUUUGGCCAACAACAUGCAGCAGCAGCAACACCAGAACAAUGUAGCGCUAGCGAAAGAACAAUCUCAUCCCGCUGGAAAUGAGCAAUCUCAAAUGAAAAACGGCAGUAGUACCUUAAACAACCAUCAGUAUCCUCACCCGCAGACCCCACAGCAGCAUCCAAAUAACCUCAUCAAAACCCCGGAGGCAGCCCCACGCAAUAGUGAAUAUCUGCAGCAACAGCAGAGCAAAAAUCUUGAUUCUCGAGGGAGACCAUCACCUGCGCAGGGUACAACUGCACCCGAAACCGACCAAACCCAUACCAGUCUGCGGAAGCCACAAGACAUUCAGCAGACUCAGGCCGUUACUCCGACCGUGCAACAAGCAAAUCCGCCGGGGAUCACGCCAUACAAACCAAGGCCUCUUGGCGUAUUGCCCCGAACACCCGGUGCACCAGGGACGCCGAUAGCAGCUGGUCCCCGUCCUAUAGCCGUUACUGGAGCACUCCAGCGAGUCGGAAACGCAAUUCCUCCUAGGCCUGCAAUGACUCCGAUAACUUCAAUUGGCGUCACGGGAGCUUUAAUGAGGACACCAACAACGACCACUGCUCCAAUAACGCCAGCUGCAGCACCUGCGCCGCAGCAGUCGCCUGCGCCACCUGCCCCAGCUUCUGUAAAGAAACCUGAACGGGUCAAUCGGAAGAAGCUCUGCCGAAUGAUGGACUUGGCGGACGUGAAUGGUCUAACGUUGAAGAAGUGUUCAAUUCGCCUGGAAAGGCUAAAUGAGGUACAUCUAUCGUUGAUGCAAGAAGGUCUAAAAAAGUUUUCCCUAGCAGAACCGAAAGCUGCUAUGCGGCUUGGUUUGGUCAAGAAAAACAAUGAAAUGAUCUUUGCUAAAAUGAAGGAGGAUGAACGAAGGUAUACAGGUUUACUAGCAAAACGGAGAGCGGAAAGAGAUGCAGCAGAUCCGGAGGAUAUGUUCAGUAAGCCAAAACUGAGGAGGGUUGAAAAACUGACUGCACCGGUAGUGAAAAAAUUAUCUAAGGAAGAACUAAUGAAUACGAAUACCUAUCAGAGGUUUAUGUCGAUUAUGGGCAAAAUUUUCGACCAGUUGGAUGAAACCGAAGCGCCCAGUUUAGACGAUGGAGAUGAGCAGCAAGAUUGCAUCCCAACUAGUAUGCUUAGUAACAUAGGAGCGGAAGCAGCUAAGCUGAAAGCCCGCAAUGCAAUCGAAGCUAUUCCUGAGAAUAAGCUUACAUUACUUAUAACGUACGCAAUGAGAUCUAUUCACUCUGCCAAGAAUCUGAGCGGGACCGAGCUGCAGGAUGAUUUGGUCGGGGAUGACUGCAUCGAAAAAAUUCUCAACGCCAUGGAGGCAGCAUUGUUGAUUUGUUCGAUUUACACUUGCAAAAGCACCAAGUUCUUGCAAGAGGACAACAUCGAUGCUAUAAUCAAGUUUGUGCAAUUUCAACUGCGUGAAACCGUAUUCCCUUCGUACGACCCAGUGUAUUCGGUCGAAACGAAGAAAAAAGUCGACGGAAAGAAGUCUAAAAAGAUACCGAGCUAUCAGCAGAAAGGUCUCUCGAUACUGUACACUAAAAUCGUAGAACUGGGCAAAUUACUAGUAACGAUGUUUGAAAAGUUCCAUUUUGUGGAUACCAUUGUAAUCCAUGCGUCUGCCCUUGGAGUGGAACCAUUCUUUGUGGACAACAUUGAGACGCUUCAAUUCGUGUGUCUUGAUCUGGUAACUUCAAUUUUCCAAAAUGAAAAGUAUUCACACCAUCGACGGAACAUUGUCGCGGACAUUCUUUCGUCGAUCGACCGUCUUCCGCACUCCAAACGGAAUCUCCGUCCGUAUAAGCUUGUCAAUAACGCGGGCAAUAUUCAGAUGAUGACCGCUCUGGUACUUCAGCUGAUUCAAUGCGCCGUUGUAUUACCGGAAUCCUUUGGCGAUCACAACCCGAAGAAAGCAAACAACGAUGCUGUCGUUAAUAGCAGUAACCCGAAGUCGACCGAUUUGUUCAUCAUCGGAAAAUAUGAUACGGCGCUUAGCAUUGGAGGUAAUUUCCUGGCGACUUUCCUCGACAAGUGCAAAAGUCGCUCAAGCGAAACGGAUUUCCGUCCUUUGUUCGAAAACUUUAUCCACGAUUUGCUAACCACGGUCAACAAACCGGAAUGGCCGGCAUCGGAACUGCUACUCAGUUUGCUCGGUACAAUGCUAGUGAAAAAGAUGUCCGAUAAAGGUGUGGAGCAAUCGAUUCGAGUGGUUUCACUGGAAUACCUUGGAAUUGUAGCUGCACGCCUGAGAAAAGAUACAGUCGAGUCUAGGUGCAAAGUGCGAACGAUGGAUUCUCUCAUAAAGUACAUCAAAAUCGAACAGGAGAAGGAAGGGGAUGAGUACCAAAAAAAUUCUAAAUUCCAGUUAAACGAGGAAGAGGAAAGGACUGAGUUUUUGCAGAAAAUCCUGCUGGAUUUUCUAGCAGCCAAUGCCCAGGAAGGCAAUAUCGUGUGGAAUCAUGCACGGCACUUUUACAUCACGCAAUGGUACCGCGACAUUAUUCAACGGAAGAAGUGUAUUGCCGAUGGUGAAAAGGGUUAUGCGUCUCGGAAGAAGCAGGCGAAAAGGCGUAAAAAGUAUCACACUGAAUCGGACGAAUCCGACGGCGGUGGAAACGACUCCGACAUUGAAGAAAUCAAACCUGGCGUGGAUCAGGAGCUAAACAGUGAGAUCUUUCGGAUGCUGGACACUCGGAAGAACAAUUACCUAGCACAAAUCUGUCCAUUCGGUGGAAGUGGGUUGAAAGCCGCCGUCAGCGAAAUUAAAACCUACAUCGAUUACAGUAGCGCAAAUCUGAUCGCGCAGUACCUGGCGAGUAAGCGAUCGUUUUCGCAGAGUUUCGACAAAUACCUUCAGAAAAUCAUCCUCGUCGUCAGGGAACCGGUUGUCGCGAUACGAACGCGAGCCAUGAAAUGUCUCGGCAAUAUCGUCGAGGUUGACCAGAUGGUACUCGCCCGGAAAGAUAUGCAGAUGGGGGUGCACCAGAAGCUACUCGACACUGCAAUUUCGGUGCGGGAGGCGGCAGUGGAUCUGGUGGGAAAGUAUAUCCUUUCCGAUCCGGAUUUGAUCGAUCAGUAUUAUGAGAUGAUAUCGCAGCGGAUAUUGGAUACGGGUGUCUCAGUGAGAAAACGGGUAAUCAAAAUUCUACGUGACAUUUGCAUCGAGUAUCCGGAGCAGGAUAAGAUCCCGGACAUUUGUGUGAAGAUGAUCCGAAGGGUUAACGAUGAAGAGGGAAUUCAGAAACUUGUGAUGGAUGUUUUUAUGACGAUGUGGUUCACGCCGUGCAAUCCUAGCGAUAAGGGAGCCAUGAAUAGGAAAAUUACUCAGAUUAUCGAUGUCGUUUGCUCGUCCCAUGAGACUGGAACUCAGGGUUUCGACGCGUUACUGAAAUCGAUAUUCGAACCAAAAGAGAGCAAGGAGGAUGCCAAAGCGAAAAAGGAAAUCCCGAAAACACUGAUCAAAGCCUGCCAGCAGAUCGUCGACGGUCUGGUGGAUGCGACGAUGAAACUGGAGAGCUCCGAGAACAAGAAGCUGGUCGGUUGUAUUACCGCGUUGCAUCUUUUCGCCAAAAUACAACCGCAGCUACUGGUGAAUCAUGCGAUGACGCUGGAACCGUAUCUCAACAUACGCUGCCAGAAUGCCAUUAACUACAAAUUUAUCAGCAGCGUGGCGGAAAUUUUGGAGCAGGUGGUUCCUCUGAUGGAGCAUCCCAGCGAAAUUUUCCUUGCUGAUCUGGAGUCGCAUCUGAUGAUGCUGGUGGUAACACAAAGCCAGGCAGUAGUGCUUAGUUGUGUCUCCUGUCUGUCGGCGGUUGUAAAUAGAAUUACCAAGAACUAUACCUUAAUACGGGACUGUUUCUCCAAGUUUUAUUAUAAGGGCUUAGUAUCCAGCAAGGAAAAAUUAAUUAGUGACCCAUCGAUACCAAUUGAAAUGUUGUACAGGCCACAGUUCCGACGAAGCAUCUACACAGUGGGCUUGAUUAUGCGGUAUUUCGAUUUCAAACAACCGGAUGUGUACGGUGGUGCUGAAGAUGCGCAAGGAGCCCUGCCGGCCAGUAUCUGCGAAGAGGUUUACAAUACGCUGGCGUUUUUUCUAUCAUGUAGUCAUAGUGAAAUCUGCAAAGAGACUCUUCUAUCGAUGGGUAACUUUUGUGUGAAGAACUACGAAUAUCUGACCAAAACGGAGCUGCGAGAUUACUAUAACUAUCUACUAACGCAGCAAGAGGUGCUAACAGAUAUGAAAAUUAACGUACUGAAAAAUAUUCUCAUGUAUCUGACGGAAGAAGAGAAUAAAAUGGUUAGGAAUGACAAAGAAUGGGCGAAGCAAUCGCAAACGGAAGACUUGAAGGAAAUGGGGGACGUAUCAUCAGGUAUGGCGAGUAGGGUGAUUCAAAUCUAUCUUAAGGAAAUUCUGCGGAGUUUUUUGCAUCGUGAUACCGGCGUGCGGAUGUGGGCGAUGCGAGUGGUCGAGAUUGUGCUGCGGCAAGGUCUGGUACAUCCAGUACAAAUAGUUCCUUAUCUAAUAUGUCUAAGUACGGACCCGGAGAAAGAGGUUGCACAUAGUGCAGAUCGUCAUCUCCAGGAGAUCGACAAGCAGUAUCCAGGAUUUGUAAAUAUGAAAUCUCACGCCGGUAUGCAGUACUCGUAUGAACUGCAAGUCUUGCUACAGACGCAUGACGACAAUAGUAUAGUUAGAGGUUAUAGAAUCAAAGACCCCCAGGAGCCACCGAGUGCGAUGAACGGUUUCUUGUACACGUUGCUACGUAAUACCAAACCCCAAAGGCGGGCGUUAGUUCAGUCCAUCACGAAACAAUUCGAUGAUGGUAAAAUUUCGCUGAAGCAGAUGCUCUACUUGGCGGACAAUCUAGCGUACUUUCCGUAUGUGGUGCAGGACGAGCCAUUGUAUAUAAUCCAUCAUAUUGAUGUGCUAAUCUCCGUUACCGGUACUAACCUGCUGGCCACGUUCCGGGAAGGACUCAAACCUCCGCCUGGCGCGGAAAACAAUCCCGAUCAGAAACCAAAUCCCCUGGAAGAUGACGACGAUGACGAUCAGGAUGUAAUACUCGGUCGACUACCGGAGGACACAACUGAUCUACAGAACUGUAUCACCUCAGCACAAGGAUGUAUGCUUCUGUUAAUACUCAAGCAGCAUUUAAAGGACAUUUACGGUAUCACUGAUUGUAAAAUAUCUCGAUACUCUCCGUCGGAAACGGGUAAAAUCUACGACAAAACAAUGCAACGAAGAUCAAACUCAAUGUUCGAUCCGAAAGCUACGAUCGUUUUGCUCCAAGAGAAACGUUCCGAAGAAGAUGUCCACGAGGAGAAGAGCAGGAUCGAGCUGGUGCAGCGGUACUUGGAUUUCAAGCAACUAAUGCUACGGCUCGAUCCGGACGAUCCCGACUUGCUGGAUGAUGAUGAUCGAUUACCGGCGAAGGGUUCGGAACCUAACUCAACCACAACUACCCCCGUGAAGCAACCUGGCGCAGCGGAUGAACCCGGCGCCAACAGUAUCCCGGCCAGCAACGACACGGGGAACGGUGGCCAUGUGGCCAACAAUGUACAUAACACUGCCUCCAGCGGCAGUAGUAUACCGCACAUCAGUCGAACGCCAAAAUCAUCGUCACGGUCGGCCACGGCGAAUGCGUCCACAGUUACCCGAAAAACUCUGCCAUCGCGAAGUGCACGUAAAAAGCGACGGAAAAUUUCCAGCUCCGAGGAGGAAGAUAGUGACGGCAGCGAUAUGGACUAUGAUUAAACGUCCUAUCCAAGGUAUAAUGGCGAAGAAAGGACACGCGCAGUGGCGCGGGCAUGAAUGGUGGUAAAUACCAAUGAGUAAGUCCAAGGUUUUUCCCUCAUCUAACAGACAGGCAAAUCCUUUAUUGAAGAUUGAAACCCAAGGCCAUAAUACAAAAGAAGCAAAAGCCGACAAUAUGAUAUAAAAGGCCCUAUGAAUGUGUAAUCGAUAUCCUUUAGGUCCCACCGGGUCAUCACAGACGAGGACCCGAUCUGUAUUGAGACGUUUCUGUAGCACUUCCGCGUAGUAUUGUUUCUCGCAAACUUAUUGUGUGAUUACUGUUUGUUCGAACUCCUCAUGUCCGUUUUCCUUUCCUCCAGCUAUCAAUCCACCGUAGAUGUAGAGAUCAAACAAUGUAUUUGUUUUAAUUAUCCAAAAAAUUAUAAAAUACUACAAAAAAAGAAGAAACAGAAAACUUUUUUCGAUACCAGUAUAUUUAACUCUAAUAUAUAUUAAACAUAAAAACAAUGGAAAAGAACUGUGAAAUAAAUGUAAGAACGUCAAAAAAAAAGAGUCAACUUUUACACAUUACGGAGUCAAAAUCGCAGAGAAAAAGAUAUUAACAUGUAGGCAAAAUUUAGUAUGGUGAUAAAUCGAAGAACAAAGGAAAUGUUUUGUGUCUGGGAUAUAAUAGAGACUUAAUCGAGGUGUUACUGCUUUAUUGUGUUGGCAGUGACGUCCAAACGUGCGCCAUCUAAUUCACGUUAUCGAAAUAGGGCGAAACAAUAUUGAGUCGGAGUCUGGGUAGGCAAAAUACUGUACUGCCCAGAGAAGAAACAAAAAGAUGUUUUAUGAGAUAUUUAACUAAUUUGAGAUAAGUUGAAGUAGUGGAACAAUACACAAAAAACGGAUCUAGGUAUUCAGUCAUGGUCACCAGUUCUGCGCGAGGAAUGUGAGAGUAUUUAAUUUAUUGGAAAAAUGGAUUAAAAAUUGACGAACGAGGUGUGUGAAAGAAUUCAUACUAUUCGAGAGACUACGAAUAUCGCGAACAAAGGAAGAAGAUGCAAAGGCAUUCAAGGCAAAUUGUAUAAAAAGUUUUAUUGUAAAGCGUAGAUGUUGGACGAAACCAUAAAAAGGAGGAACCGCGUUGUAAGGAACUAAAAAACCGUCUGGAAUCUUUCAGCUUUGUAUAGUCUCCGACGAUGGAAAUAAUGAGUGUUUGGGUGUGUUUGUGGUUGUAAAUUUUUGUAAAUAUAGGAUAUUUUUCUUAUUUUCAUGUCAA